This is a messenger RNA of Glarea lozoyensis ATCC 20868, 267 nucleotides long. RefSeq lists its product as uncharacterized. Bases 1 to 267 code for a protein of 88 amino acids. The transcript is spliced from 2 exons. Lineage: Eukaryota; Fungi; Ascomycota; Leotiomycetes; Helotiales; Helotiaceae. The record is from RefSeq and is a predicted model, not a curated record.
AUGAAUAACAACAACACCGCAAAGGAUAAUGUGUCGUCGGGAGUCGGUUGGGUUACUUCUACAGUUGGCAACGGACUCAGCGGCGUCGUAAACACAGCAGGCUCCGUCGUCGGAGCCGCCGGUCGUGGAGUCGGUGAUACAGUCAACGGUGUUACGGGCGAGACGGGCAAGCCUUUGGGCGAUGGAGUGAAAUACGUUACUGGUGGUAUUGAGGGAGGUGCUUCCGAUGUUGCGAAUGGGGUUAAGAAGGCUGGUGGUGGCAAGUAG